GGGACCGCUGAGGGCGCAGGAGCGCGCGCUCCUGUUUAGUGCCACACCGCGCGCCCAGCCGCGUGCUGCAACUCCGGACUUUUUUUUGGACACCUCAGAAAACGAUCCUCGUGUCUUUUUAUAAACCUCCCCCAUGCAUGAGCACCGCGAGGCCAUCCCGUCCCGGCGCGUCCCGAUCCCGGAGCGCUUUUAAGGAACCGUACUACCAUCACUGCUGAUUUUAUACACUUUUUUUUUUUGCUUGUGGGAAUCCUGGUGCGGGAAGAGGAGCGAGUGUGAAGAGAUGCUCAGAUGGAUGUAAAGAGCAGCGUGUGGGUCUGUAAUCAGUGAGCUGCUUUAUACACACACAAACACACACAUACACAUACAUAGACACACACAAACACACAAGCAGGACUGCGCGCUGGAAACGCGGAUCGGACCCGCGAUGAUCGUCUCCACGGUUUGCGUUCUCCUGCCGCUGCUGGACGUCCUGCUCUCUGCAGAAAAGUCAGUGUUUGCUGCAGCGAGCCGGAUGGACUGCGUCGGAGCCAGCGAGCUUUGCUUAAAGGAGCCGGGAUGCAGCACAAAGUAUCGGACUAUGAGGCAGUGCAUAGCCGGGAAGGAGGGCAACAUCAGUGCCGAGGGGAGGGAUGAGUGCCGCAGCGCCCUGGACGCUCUCAAGCAGAGCCCGCUGUACAACUGCCGGUGCAAAAGAGGCAUGAAGAAGGAGAAGAACUGCCUGCGCAUCUACUGGGGACUCUACCAACAUUUACAAGGAAAUGAUUUACUGGAGGAAUCUCCUUACGAGCCCAUGACUAGCCGUGCAUCGGAUAUAUUUCGAUUGGCACCCAUCUAUUCAGAGGGAGACACCAACAGCGGCCACCGGAGUGCUCCAGUCACCAUGACCCCGGCCCAAAACCCUGGUAGAAACAAGAGAUCAAACCCCGCUUGGGCUGUUCUGGGUGACCCUGCUCUGGCGAAGGAGAACAACUGCCUCAAUGCAGCCAAGGCCUGCAACCUGAACGACACGUGUAAGAAGUACCGCUCUGCCUACAUCAGCCCCUGCACGAGCCGCGUCUCCACGGCCGAAGUGUGCAACAAGCGCAAGUGCCACAAGGCGCUGCGUCAGUUUUUCGACAAGGUGCCUGCUCGACAUAGCUACGGCAUGCUGUACUGCUCGUGUCCUCCGGGGGACCAGUCAGCCUGCUCCGAGCGUCGGCGCCAGACCAUCGUCCCUGCCUGCUCCUAUGAGGACAAGGAGAAGCCCAACUGCUUGGCACUGCAAGUCUCCUGCAAGAGCAACUACAUCUGCAGGUCACGUCUAGCAGAUUUCUUCUCCAACUGUCAGCCUGAGCCGCGGUCUCUUUCCGGCUGUCUGAAAGAGAGCUACGCUGAUUGCCUUCUCUCCUACUCGGGCCUCAUUGGUACGGUGAUGACCCCCAACUACCUGCGUUCCCCUAAAAUCAGCGUGUCGCCGUUUUGUGACUGUAGCAACAGCGGCAACAGUAAAGAGGAUUGUGAACGGUUCACGGAGUUCUUCACUGACAAUGCCUGUCUGCGUAAUGCCAUUCAGGCGUUUGGAAACGGGACAGACGUGAGCGUGUGGCAUUCGUCUCCAGUGCAGAGCACCACGGCCGUGAUGACUCCAUCACACAGAGGUCGAGGACGUGAGAAAUCCCCCAACUCCCUGGAGCCGGACUCACACGGCAACCACGUGAAUCUUGGAGAUAAUUCACUGUAUCAGUUCUGUGGAAACCUGCAGGCACAGAAGCUGAAGACCAACCAAACAAUAGAUGUGUUCUGUGUGGACCCUCAGAUUGACAACCCCAGCUCCUCCAACUCCAUCUCGGGGAACUCAGCGUCUCCAACAGGCUUUAACACUCCGCUGCUGCUGCUGCUGCUGCUGCUCAGCUCUUUGCACUGCUCCCUGCCGCUCCCGUCACCCAACCUGCCACUGCUGUUGUAGCCACCAGUCUAACGCAACACAUGGACGCUUGUAAUUUGUAUUAAAAAAAGAAAUCUCUGAAAUAUGUUCCAGGUCUACCUGUUGUAAUCACCUUCUUCUCUCACCGUCUCCUUCUCUGUAUUUUUACGGCUCUGAGUUUUAUGAGCUCUAGGUUUAUGCGAAAGUGAUUUUUGGUGUAACUUGAGUUCUCUCUCCGAUUUUUUUUUUUUUUUUUUUUUUUGUACCUGGAGAUCGAAACAUCGGGAAAAAAGAAUGUGCGAGAUUUGUUCUCGCAACUUUCGAGACGAACCACAAUCUGGUCUCGUAGGUGAGAGACCUAACGUUUGAUACGGUGGUCGUGAUGAGUGGCGGCAGCUUUCUUAAGUGUUUGACGAAUCUCAUCUGUGUUUUUGCGUACGUUGCGUGCGGUAUUAUGUGCAUUGACUUCUAAGUGGCACACAAAGCAGAGGCUCACUGGGAGGUUGUGUCGGUUUUCCCUGUGCUUAGCAUAAACACACAUAGUGUCAGAGACUUGGAGUAACUUUUGGAGGCACAAACAAAGUCCAAGGAAGAUUUGUUUUGCUGGGAUUUCUGUUGUGCAUGAUUAUUCUUAUAAAAUGACUGCUUUCGUAGCUUUAAUGAUUCUGAUUAUUUUGGGGGCAUAGCUAUUCGUACAUGUACAGUAUCUAUUUUCAGAUCCUGCUUUGGGUUAGGAAGACUUUUUGGGGAGUGUUUGAGCACAGAGAGUCUGAAAGAGUGUGCUACCGUGCCUGGGUCAGUUUGGCAGUGCCAGUUAAACUGUGUGAGUGCCUCCAAGUCUAUAAACAGUCACCACUGGUGUAUAUGAUUUUCUCAAACUAUUAGAUCCUCUCUUAUGAAACUUCACUGUACUUCUCGCUGUCACCGGUCCAAAUGCAUCUGUCCUCAAAGUGCACAUUCAUAAUGCCUUUAAAGUGUAGACCAUGCUUGGACCCCUUUCGUCCAAAUUUCUGUAUAUAAUAUUUGUUUUUGUUUUUUUCGGUGUGUUGUAAUUCCAAGCAUUACAGAAGGAGACUGCGUUAUGGCCGUACGCUCAAUUCAGAUCUUGAUCUUAACCAAUCCGACUUUAGAGCCAUACACGCUCACAAAGCAUGUGCAGCUUGCACAGCCGUUGCACAUUUGAUGCAUUUAUGACAUGACCUUUGGCUUUUUGUUUUUCUUUUAGGAUGAAUAUUACACAAGAAACACCUUUAUGCGUCGCUCUCUUUAUUUACCUGGCAACCCGGAUCUUAACUACUUAAAAUAGACUGAGAAAAUAAAACAACUUGUUCAGAUUAAGAUAUAUACACCAUAUACAGGAACAGACUCCACCCUAUAACGACUGCUGCCCCAAAGUGUACAACAAAAGAUUUUCAUUGAAUACUAAAGUAUUGUUUAAAAAGUGAAGAUGAGGAAAAGAAUUUUAUUUUUGUAUCUUUUGCAUUGUGAGUUUCUUUUAUCACAAAACUCUCAUCCAUGCUACGUUAUAUAGGUUAUAAACAUUGCAAGUAAAGCUUUUAGAGGUGGCAUUAGCAGAGCAUUUUAGGGGCAGAUGUAUUGCCCUGAUGUGGUGUAAGGGCUACACUGAGUGUACAAAACACGAUUGUUCUGGAUAUCACAGUACUUUAUUUCUCUCUAUAUAUAUUUUUCUUGUUUGUUAGAGCUGCCUGCUAAUCUGCACAAUUCAUUUCUUUUUCAACAGCGGGCCAGUUACAGCUAGCAUCUUUGGGGUGGAGGAUCAUUCCACAGUAACAAGCUUAAAAAGGUCCCAGCAUUAGUCACUUUUUUUAAUCUUCUCUCUCAAUACAUAUUCAUUUCUUUAUUUUAUUAUCUAAAUUCGAUUUCAGUACCAGAGAAUGUAAAUACCAACAAGUAUUAAGAAGGUAUAAAAAUAGCCAGAACUCUCAGAACAGAAACACUUCCAAAAAUCAAAAAAUUUCGGCAUAUACAUAUAUAUAUAUAUAUAAAUGCAAUGAUGGAUGUUACAGCAGGCUUGAACAUAUAGGAAUGCUUUAAAGUUUUAUUUUAAAGUAUGUUUAAUAACAUCAGUAGUACUAUAUUUUGUGAGGUUAUUAUUCUAAUGAUCUCUAAAUGGCUAUAAAUAACACAAUUUGAAGGGUUUUUUAUUAUUAUUAUUCUUAUUAUUUUGCACUGAUGCUUCACAUUACCACGUUUAGCUAGUGCCACAGACUCGAAUCUGAGCUUUAAUGCAUAUUCAUCUUUAAAUGUCUAGUUUCAUGAUGUCACUCAACUUGUCAGACCAGAGAGAGUAAAUAAAAUUAAAACAAACCUGUGAAAAGAAUAUGCUACACAUUUUUCGUGAACUGCCUUCAGCUGAAUAGUUUAGACUCCUAAGUGAUCGACUGCAACAAGCCACAGCAGAGGAUCUGUUACAGAAACUUCCAGAAGGUUCUUAAGAUGUUUUUUUUAAAAAGUAGAGUCGCUAAACUUGGAACAGUUAUAGACAUCAAUUAUUAAGACAUUGAUCAGUUCCUGCUACAGUAUUUUAAUUUUGUUAAGAUUUUUUUUUUUUUUUUUGCUGAAGGAAAGGCAAAUAAUUUUCUAUGUUUUUUUUAUACAACUUUUUGUCUUUUUUGAUAUUCUCUUGACAAGUGCUAAUGUUUCUGGAGUUCACAGUCGCUAGUUUGUGUCAUGGCUUGACAGAUCAUAGUACUAAAGGCAAGAAGACAUGCACAGCACCUCUCGGAUGGCUACAGGAGUAUUUUUCAUUCUCGUUCUUUCAGGUUUGGUCUCACAAAGUCGUUUGUCAGUAGUUUUCAUCCAUUUUUUCACAGUCUUGGCACCGACCUCAUGACCUCUUUGCCUUUUUCUCAUUUAUACAGAUCAAGGUGGCUGUACAAGAUAAAACCAAACAGCAAUUAUAGUAUUAUCUAGCUAAUCAGUUUCAGGAAAUAAGCACACUUUCUAGUGUUCUGCACACUCAGUGUAUCCUGCAAAACCUGAUUCUGCUUUGUGCAAAUUUGGGUCAGAACAUGAUAAAGCAAAAAAAAACAAACAAACAAAAAAACCAAUAAUAAAUUAAUAAUAAAAAUUGUUAAAAAAAAACAAAAACAAAACCUUUACACACCCACAUUAUAAUGGUUGAUAAAAUGAACGUCUUGUUUAUAAAUAAAAAGGUUUCCCCUCUGACAUAUUUCUUCCUAGCUUGUGAAAAUGUACAAAUAAAUAUUAUAUGAAAACUGAUUAAAAUGGUGACUCAUCCAA
This is a messenger RNA of Hemibagrus wyckioides, 5170 nucleotides long. RefSeq names its product gdnf family receptor alpha 1a (gene gfra1a). The transcript is spliced from 10 exons. The record is from RefSeq and is a predicted model, not a curated record. Gene Ontology annotation, molecular function: signaling receptor activity. The coding region runs from base 428 to 1948 and encodes 506 amino acids. Gene Ontology annotation, biological process: nervous system development. Gene Ontology annotation, cellular component: external side of plasma membrane; signaling receptor complex. NCBI's taxonomy places the organism in Eukaryota, Metazoa, Chordata, Actinopteri, Siluriformes, Bagridae.